ACAAGAAUAAUAACACGGUAAUGUACAACUUGUCUAGGGAGAGCAAAAUGAAACCUCUAACGAUGGACUUAAAAUCAGAUGCUCCUGAAGACAGACUUUCAGAUACAGCCACCCUUCUACACAAAACGACAGCAGACUACUUAAAAACCAUUAACCCCUCCAGGAAGACGCUAUCAUCUCUGGAAGCAAAGCUCAUUUUUGGGAUGCUAGAUGAGUGCAUUCAUCAAAUGGAGAUAGUCUCUCUUCUACACACUUUACUGAACUCUUCAGAAGCACUUUCCCAGAGUCUUGAAGAGGAGGUGGUCAAGGCCCUGAAAGAGUACCAGAGGCUUGGGGAAAAGUACCAAGCUAUGGUGCUUGAUAGGAGUCUUGAUCAAAGUGAACUAAAGGAACAAUUAGCCAAAUCAACAGAAGCAGUUGACUCAUUUCGUAACAUUAUGCGGCUACUUAGGGUAACUCCAACCACAAGGGAGGUGCUAGAAAGCAUAGAACCCAACACAGGGGGAAAGACUGAGUCACAGAAACUGAAAGACGGCCUAUGUGAGUUAAUAGAGAUUGUUUUGGAGAGGCUUCUCACUGGAGAUGCAGAGGAGAGAGAAUGCAGAGAGGUGAUGCUGAAAGUCAGUCUACGUCUCUCUACCAACCAGGAGCUGAUAGACUCACUGGAAAAAGACGUUGACAUGGCAAUAAAAGACAAGGAUACAGAGAUCUCCAUGUUGACUAAUAUAGUGAACCAGCUGAGGAGUUCAGCGCAUCAGAAGGAAAAAGGUUUGGAGGACUUCAUCAUCCGAACUCAUCAGGACGCUGAGAAACAGAGCCAGUCAGACACGAAAACCUCAGAGGGGAAGAGAGCUCGUUUACAACAGGAGGCCAGUCAACUGAGAGCUCAGCACAAUAAUGUGACUGCAGCGGACAGAGAGAAAGAACUGGCACGACGAAAGAUAAAGUACAAAGAGGAAACAGAGAUUGAGACCUGGAUUCAGAAAUAUGAUACUGAAAUGGGAGAGCAACAGACAGAGCUGGAGGAAACGACACGCAUGUAUGAAGUAGAUAUGGAAGAGGGGAGACAACUAGAGGAACAUUUUGCAGUUCUGGACCUGGAGUACUCCCAGAUUAUGGAGGAGCGACAGGAGGCUCAGGAGCAGAGGGAACAACAGGAAAGAGAAAGAGAGAUACAGAGCCAAGCUGCCACUAUUAUUCAGGCCCACUGGAGAGGCUUUUGUGUACGCAAGGCCGUGAAGGUCAAUGCAAAGCCCAAGAAAGGAAAGAAAGGAAAGGGGAAAAAAGGCAAAUGAAAGAAAGCAAGACAUGAAAGCACAGUGCAAGAUCACCAUUAUUUAUUGUGUUAUUAGAUAAAUAAAAUGAAAAAAGCCCAAUGUUACUGUGCGCCUCAUAAAGCCUUCAAGUGUUCAUCAUCCUCUUUCGUUUAAGUUAACAAUACACAAUUUUGGACCAGAUAUUUGCCUUGAUUUGUCAGUCUAAGGGAGUCAACGCUAGCUGCCGAAAGUCAGAAGUCGUCUGCAUAUUUUGGGCAGUCAGGGUUGACAGGUUUCACAAAACAUUGCAUAGUGUAUGAUGGGCGCAGAUUCCAUCCAGGAGGAUAUCAUACAUUUGAUAUUUUUAAAUGAUUUUCAAACAUUUGUUUUUUUAUCUGUUGUGUUUGAUGCCUUGUUUUUAAAAUUUGUUCAGAUUUUAAAAGUUGUAGUGUAUUCCAGCUGAAAAUGCUGCCUACGCCAUAUACCCUGUUGAAAAAAAACAGCAUAUGUUGGAUAGGUAUGUUUUGAAGCAUGGGAGCUGGUUUAAGCUGGUUAUAAGCUGGUCCUGA
Molecule: messenger RNA, 1825 nt
Organism: Labeo rohita (rohu)
Lineage: Eukaryota; Metazoa; Chordata; Actinopteri; Cypriniformes; Cyprinidae
Gene: drc10
Product: IQ motif containing D
Exons: 5
Coding region: 21-1295 (424 amino acids)
Molecular function (GO): protein binding
Source: RefSeq, a predicted model, not a curated record